AUGGAAGCCGCACUUGAGUUCUGCGGUGCGUUCCCUGAAUGCUCCUCCUUCCAUGUCACUGCGCUGAGUCAAGACAAGAAGCAGUGCUUGGUCAAUCGGCAGAGUCUGUCGCCGCAGGCCGUUAGGACUUCACUGCAUCAGUGGUUAUCCCUGAGCCGAGUGCAUGUGUUCGUCCGACCAUUGCUCGGGAGAUUAGUGUUUCUAGAUCUGGAUGCUUUUGCUGGAAGUUGGGACACACUGAUCCGCCUGCGAGCCGUUGCUGAGACAUCAGCUGGCCAUUUUCAAUCCUGGUAUGUAGUGCCAAAUAACUUGGCCCGCAAGACAGCCUUGUGGGUGCAGCAGCAGUUGACGCAAGCUUUGUGUGCCGAUAAAGCUGCGUGCUCUGGACAGCAGCAGGGCCGGCUUCCUGGCUCAUGUAAUUGCAAGCCCGGGAAAUCGCAUCAAGUUCGCAUCGUGCACCGCAGCACGCAUGACCUGGAUGAGGCCGUGUUUUUGCAGCUGGUGCCGCAGGUGCGGCUCGUGGUGCAGGGUAGUCGUCUUGCAAAGCCUACACCGCAGCCUGCUGGCAUCACCGUGGACCGGUCGGCCGCAGACUGGCGUAUGGCGUGUACGUACUUUGAGAAGAACCCUGGGGCCACUGAGCAGGAUGCCAAGCGGGGCCUGGCCAGCCAAUGGCAGGCAACACGUCCAAAUCAGGGCUACUACGUUGACUUGACCGUCAAGAAGGCUGCUGAGAAAGUGGCUGGCAGUACCUCUGCAUGUCGAGACUUGGACAAGUAG
Effrenium voratum is the source of this 780-nucleotide messenger RNA. The record is from the annotation of a GenBank genome assembly. NCBI's taxonomy places the organism in Eukaryota, Dinophyceae, Suessiales, Symbiodiniaceae.